AUGAGAUAUGCUGAAUAUUAUAUUAAACAAAAUGUGGUGUCAUUAAAUGAUAUAGAAAUUGACGUACUAGAAAAACCUUUUUUUAACGAUUUAUUAAUAAACAGUAAUUUUCUGAAUUGUGUUAACAUUCAUGUUAUAAUUGAAAAAAAAAAAAAACAAAAAAAAAAUGUAAAUCUAUAUGAAAUUAAGUUAAAACUAAUAUAUAAUAAUAAUAAUAAUGAUAAAAGUGUAUAUCUUACAAAUGCUUUACAUCAAGAAAGGACCUCCUCCGUUAAACAAAAGUAUGAUUAUAUUGAUUUGAAAAGUUUUACUACAAAAGAUAAAAAAAGAGAAACAUAUUUAAAUCAUAAUAUAAAUUAUAAAAAAGAUAUAAGUAUUUAUAAUAAUGAUGUUAAUGAAAAAAUACACAACAAUGAAAUAACCAAUGAAUAUAACAAAAAUUAUAAAUUGUUAUUUGAGCAUAGUGUCUCAUCAAAUAUUUGGGAAAAUGAAAAUUGUAUAGAACAAUAUAAAAAUAACAAAUGUAUAUCACAUUGGUUAACAAAACCAUGUGAUAUAAGUGAUGUAUUAAAAAAAAAAAACUUGUUUAGUCAAAUGUUUUAUCCCUUCAAAAAUGAAUAUUUUUCAAAAUAUAUAUACUUACCUUCUUUUAUUUCCAUAAAAAAAGGAAAUAUAAAAUCUGUUCACUUCUUAUUAAAUAAUAAAUUAAGCAUUGUUCUUUCAUUAGAUCUUAUUGUUGAUAAAACAAAUAGUAACGCUUUUGAAAUUCAUAGGAAUAUAGAAUUACAUAACAUGUUAAAAUUAAAAAACAAUCAAAUAAUAUUAUGUAGAAAUUGUAAUUCGAAUAUUGUAAAUUAUUCAAAUGUUAAUUGCAUUAUGCCACAUUUAUAUAUAAAUAUAAAUAAUUUUUUUGAGCAUGCUUUUUGUGAAGAAUGCACUAGUUUUUCAUAUGAAGGUUUAAGAGAUACACGUAAUACUAUCAUUAUCUUUCCUAAUUAUUUAUCAUUUAGUUAUGGAAUAAUAAAUAAAUGUAACUUAUCAAUUAAAAAAAAUUCCCUGGAAAAUUAUCGACAUCUUUUUUUUUGUACCACUUGUUACACACCCAUUGGAUAUUUAGAAAAUAAUAAUAAAAACAAUUAUUCUUAUAAUAAUAAUAAAUCUAUAAAUGAAAAUAUAAAAAAUAAUAUUUUUCAAUUCAUACAAAAAAAUAGCUCAGAUGAUUAUAUGAACAUAGAUCAUACUAAUAUACUACAUAUAUCUAACAAAUUAUAUUUACAAAAUACUAAUAAAGAGGAUAUAAACAACAAUGAACAUUUUAAAAAAAGUUAUAUAAAUACUUUGGAAAAGAAAAAUCAAAAUAUAAAGGAAAAUAAUACAAUGAUGAAUAAUAAUUUUUCAAGUAACAAUAUGAAUAUUGAAAAUGACAUUAAAUUAAAUCACAAUGGUGAGACAAACCAUACAAAGGAUAAUGAAAAUAAAGAUUGUCUUAGUAAAAACUGUACACAGGAGAAUAUAAUUCAAAAAGAAGGAUUUAUAAAUGAUGUUGAUAAAAAUAGUAAUGAACAAAAAACAAGAGAGGAAUGUGAUCCUUAUGAUAAGAUAAAAUUUUAUAUAUUUAAACAUAAAAUAAAUAUUCCACUUUGUAAAGAAAAUAUUUUUAAAAAUUAUAACGAUGUCUUAUUUUUAAAUGAAUAUAUUUAUAACAAAAAUGAAAAAUAUAAUAUCCAAACAUUUUACAUAACAAAUAAUGAAAAGAAAUACAUUAUUGAUAUAAGGAUAUUUAUAAAAAAAAUGUAUAUAUCAUCAAUAUUACAAAAAAAAUGGAAUAAUAAAAAUUUACUAUUUUUUCAAAAAGUAAUAAAGAUUUUAUAUUGUAUAAAAUCAAAGCGUGAAAUAAUAUGUGCAAACGCAGAUGUAUUGAAUGUUUCUAAAAGCAUUUAUGAAGAUUUAUUAAAAAUAUUGAUUACAUAUUCGUAUAAGUCUAAAGUAUUUAAAAACAAGUUUGUGUCCUACUUACCUUUGGUUCAAUAG
This is a messenger RNA of Plasmodium reichenowi, 2031 nucleotides long. RefSeq lists its product as hypothetical. The transcript has a single exon. The record is from RefSeq and is a predicted model, not a curated record. Bases 1 to 2031 code for a protein of 676 amino acids. NCBI's taxonomy places the organism in Eukaryota, Apicomplexa, Aconoidasida, Haemosporida, Plasmodiidae.